CGGGCGACCUGCGAACACGCCGUACAGAGCCGAUACCGCCGGAUUUUUAUUAUUAUAAUAAUAAUAAUAAUAUUAUUUUAAACGCAUUAAAUAAUAAUAAUAUAUCGUACGUUACGCGAUUCGCCGUGUUCGCGCCGCACUCCGAUCGCGGUGUAUAAGACUACGCGUUUAAUGCGCUUAUAUUGUAGUGUAUAUUUCAGUAUAUAAUCGUCGUCAUCAUUCUUAGACGUAUACAAUAUCUCUGUAUACGCGCGCACCGCAGCACGCCGGCCGUUUUGUAUUAUUAUUAUAUAUACUACGUUAUAUUAUUGUUGUAGAGACAAUCGUAAGCCCGCACUCGCACCGGUUUUUGCUCGUCUUCGUUUGUCGCGGGCCGAUUUUAUAGUAGCAGUUGUAACGUAUAAAAACGAACAAACGCGACAAAUACUAAAUACGACUAUUAAAUUUAAAUUAAAAAUUUUUAAAAAAAAAAUACGAUUCGGUCGUGCGAAUAGGUUUUUUACGCGGUUCUACUAGCGCGGUUGGGCUGUUGCGAAAAUAACAAUUCCUCGUCGCACGCGAUGCGUUGACCGAGACACCACCGGUGUCGGCAAACGAACGUCUUCGGCGCGUUUCAUCGUACUGCACAGCGACGACGUCCGUACACAUUUUUCGAUACGUCGACUGUCUGUACGGAAACCACUCGUCGACAUCGCGGUCCGGAGAACUGGGCGCCGCAACACCGCACGACCAGCAAACGAUUGAUGCGCAACGGGCAGUGCGUCGCUGCACCGAGGAAAACAACACGCCAUCAUGGUGCACACGGGAUCUUGUGGCGACCGACUGCACGACAUACUGGUCAGCUAUUUGCCGAUACUCACGUGGAUGCCCAAAUACAAGAAGUCGGACUUGCUGUACGACGCCGUGUCGGGUAUCACGGUCGCGCUCACGCUGAUGCCUCAGUCCAUAGCGUACGCGUCGCUGGCGGGACUGGAUCCACUCUUUGGAUUGUAUGCUGCAUGCUUCGGUAGCGUGAUGUACAUAAUAUUUGGAUCAGUACGGCAAAUUACUAUCGGUCCUGCGUCCGUCGUUGCAUUGCUCACGUUCAACUACGUCAAUCCAGCGUUACCAACCACGGCGGUAAUUCUCUGUUUCGUGUCUGGAAUUGUCGAGCUCAUAUGUGGACUUUUGCGCUUAGGAUUCGUCGUGGAAUUCGUUUCGAUGCCAGUGACGGGUGGAUUUACAUCGGCGGCGGCUAUUAUCAUGGCAUCGUCGCAGUUGAAAGGAUUGUUCGGCAUUUCAUUUGACGCCAAAAACUGUAUGGAAAUGUGGAUAAAGUUUGUUGAAAACAUUGAACACUUUCGAAUAGCAGACACCGCUAUGGGACUGAUAUGUAUAUUCGUACUGAUAGGACUUAAGAGCUUAAAAACAAUAAAAGUCAAUGCUAAAGGAAUGAAAGCAAAAACGUAUUCGGUGUUAUUGUUUUUAUUGACCACCGGAAGCAAUGUUCUCGUGGUCGUCGUAUCGUCGACAAUCGCAUAUUUUUCAAUUAGACAAGGCCAGUCGCCAUUGGUAUUGACAGGUAAUAUAGCUAGUGGGAUACCGCAAUUUCGGUUUCCGUUUUCGGACUACGAAGACGAAGACGAGAAGUUUACAUUUUUCGAAGGUCUGUCCAGGUUAUGGCCUGGUGCGAUAGUUGUUCCGUUGGUGUCAAUUUUGAGCACAGUGUCAGUCGCUAAGGCAUUCAGCGGUGGAAGAGUCGUCGAUGCAUCUCAAGAGAUGAUAGCGUUGGGUUUCUGUAAUAUUUUCAGCUCGUUUAUGGGAUCUAUGCCGGUUGCGGGAAGUAUGACCAGGUCAGCUCUUAACCAUACUACCGGUGUCCGUACAACGUUCAGUUCAAUAUUUACCACUAUACUAGGCAUGCUGUCGUUGUUGUUUUUGACUCCACUUCUCUAUUACAUACCCAAGUCUAGUUUGUCCGCUGUACUUAUAUGUGCGGUGACUUCAAUGUUUCGAUACGACAUGGUGAUUUCGUUGUGGAAAACCAACAGACGUGAUCUAAUACCGUUUUCCACCGCGUUCGUCGCAUGUUUGAUAUUCGACGUGGAACUGGGACUCCUGUUCGGCAUCUGUGUCGACUUGCUGUGCGUGCUCUAUCGCAGCGCCAGACCAUCGAUUUCUAUCGAAAAAGAAACUAACUCGGGUUACAUAAAAUGGGUGGUCAGGCCCAGCAGCGGACUACUAUUCCCAGCCGUAGACUACAUGCGACAGAGGGUCAUUGCCGAGAUGUCGUCUUCGGAACGCCCGAACAAACCGAAUCUCAUAGUUGUGGACUGCGCGCAUUUUGACAAGACCGAUUUCACGGCUGCCCAAGGAAUCAAAUCCUUGAUAAAUGAACUAAAAUCCGAGUCAUGUCAACUCGAACUGAUGAACGCCAAAGAAUGUGUAGCGGCUAUACUGGAAGCUACGCUAAACAUUAAAAUCUUAUCUAUGGCUCCGAUACAAGAUUCUACUAAGAAACUUAAUUUUAUUCAACCUGAUCUCAAUGGAAUUGAAUCGAUGACAUUACACGAGAUGAAAAUGAAAAAUAUCUGUGAACGUAAAGCGUGAUUGUUACUCUUAUUAUGUAAUUUUACUUUUGUAUACUAUAUAUUUAUAAACUUGUAAGUUACUAUAUAUUUUUUUUACUAUUUUACUAAUUGUUAACUUAAUAUUUAUAUUCUAGGAAUAUUUAUAAAUAAUGUAUAUUAUUAUAAAAUAUUGUGAAAAACUAAUAAAUGUUUUAUUAUUAUUUUUA
Messenger RNA from Rhopalosiphum padi (bird cherry-oat aphid), 2776 nucleotides. Its product is annotated as sodium-independent sulfate anion transporter-like. Gene Ontology annotation, molecular function: secondary active sulfate transmembrane transporter activity. Gene Ontology annotation, biological process: transmembrane transport. Lineage: Eukaryota; Metazoa; Arthropoda; Insecta; Hemiptera; Aphididae. The transcript is spliced from 12 exons. The record is from RefSeq and is a predicted model, not a curated record. The coding region runs from base 793 to 2589 and encodes 598 amino acids. Gene Ontology annotation, cellular component: membrane.